Messenger RNA from Penicillium antarcticum, 321 nucleotides. Its product is annotated as thioredoxin family protein. Gene Ontology annotation, molecular function: protein-disulfide reductase activity. NCBI's taxonomy places the organism in Eukaryota, Fungi, Ascomycota, Eurotiomycetes, Eurotiales, Aspergillaceae. The coding region runs from base 1 to 321 and encodes 106 amino acids. The transcript is spliced from 2 exons. The record is from RefSeq and is a predicted model, not a curated record.
AUGGGUGUUAUUCAGAUCAAGACUCCUGAGGAGUACAAGACCAAGGUCACAGACGCCCAAGGCCCCGUCAUCGUCGACUUCUUCGCCACAUGGUGCGGUCCCUGCAAGGCCGUCUCCCCCCUUUUGGAGAAGCUGAGCGACGCCAACACCAACGUCGAGUUCUACAAGGUUGACGUCGAUGAGCUUGCUACCGUUGCCGCUGACAACGGUGUCUCUGCCAUGCCUACUUUCCACUUCUACAACAAGGGCGAGCGUAUUCAGGAAGUCAAGGGUGCUAACCCUCCCGCUAUCCAGGCUGGUUUGCAGGCUGUUCUUGCUUAG